AUGUCGCACAUAAAGAGUUCAAUAGUGUGUAAGAAGGCAUGUACAUAUAUAUGUAUCUCAACAAGGAGCACGGAUUGUGCAACGAGACAUACACUUCCUCGUUUAACCUAAGAAAGAAUUCAUUAAUUACAUCUUUUCAACAAAAUUGCCAUGCUUGUGGGAUUGUGUGAAAAAAAUUGAAUUCCAGGCAAUUUUGGCUUCUGCAGGUAAUUCAGCCUUUUUUUUUUUUUAAUUGGUAAUUUACAGUUUCGUUAAUUGAUUACUAACAAAUUGUAUCUGUGCAAAUUUAUAUUUUUAGGUAGGUAUUGUAACAAACCGAAUAUAAAUGGACAAUAAAUGUAUAUAUAGAAUAUUUACUGCAACAAAUAUUCUGUUGCAAGUAUUUUAUAUAUAUUUCUGCGUAUUACGUGCGAUGUGAAAAUUCGUUGUAUCGGUCUCGUGUAAUAACGUCAUAUCUUGUCAGUAAGUACGAAUUAAUCGAAAAUUUGAGAAUUGUUCAAAAUCUGUUCUUUAUUAUAUAAUUCUUCGAAUAUUUACAAAUGUCUCUCGAAAAUGAGGUGAUUAAAUAGGUUUUCACGUUUAGUUUUAUUUAUAUUUUUAUUAUACGUUGAAACAUCGGUUAUGUAAGGAAACUUGACGUUUCAUCAUUGAGACGGUCUUAUUCAUCAUUUGUGCGAGAGAACAAUUGUAACCUCGGUUAUCGACGUUCGCGCGGUAAAUUGUCUCAUUUCUCGCGAUAAAUUCUCCACGUCCGUGAAAUCUAGAGGUAGAAUUGAUGAUUAAUAACAUUUCCAUUUUAGAAUUUGUUUCUUGCUAAGUCGCAGUUCUUCACGAAGAACGAAAGAGUUACCCUCAUAAUAUCCUCGUAGAAAUGAAACAGUCGAAGACUCGACAAUGACCAGAAAAAUCAAUCGGUACCACGAGAAGUAUGUUUUUCUUUUUUUAAUUAUCAUCGAACUGAAAGCCGGUGUCGCGCGGUGCAGAAUCUUUUAGCACUAUAUGUCAACGUGUUGUAUAGGUUCUUGCAGGAGUGCAGAAAACGAAUGGUAGUGAUGUCGAGGCGACGAGGACACCGAGAUGCUGCUUUCAAGCAUAUAGAUUUAGCCUGGAAUAGAGUAGCGCCGCUUUAACCGGCCAUCGGUCGAGAUAUUCAGUUCAUCCAGUUAAAUGAAAUCUCGAGUAUCUCUCUUGUCAGUGGAGAAUGAAUGAAAUACGAAUACACGCGUGUUUAUGACACAUUUGUUUAUUUUAUAUAUAUGUGUGUGUGUGUGUGUGUGUGUGUGUGUAUGUAUGUAUGUAUGUAUGUACACACACAUGUACAAAGCACGCUUCAUGAAGCAGGAAAGCGGGGAUAGCAACGGCCAGUUAACGAGGCAAAAUCCUAGCCAGUUAAUGCGGCACUGUUCCACCACACCACACGUGUUAACAAUGGAAUAGAAGGAACCUUUGAAUUUCUGGGACACGCGAAAAAAAAAGCCGCCUAUUGUCUGAAAUUCCCCUGUUUGUAAUUCUUACAGUAUUUCACAUAGGCGAACGUUGCGUUAUCGAUUGCUUUAUCGUGCCUGUUCGCGUUCUUCGUGCGUUCAGAAACGUCCAACAGAGUUUCGUGUACAAUCAUUAGACCUACCUAUCAAUCAAUUUAUCAUUCAGAUCGUCGAUUAGAUUUACGAAUGGCUAUUUCUAGAAUAUCUGAACUUUUAUUUUCACAUUUCAUUGAUGCAAAGCAAAGAGGAAGCUGUCAGAGAAUUCUUCCAAGUUUUCAGACAUAAUUUUUUAAUACGAGUAACGAAAUUAUUCGAAACUGAAAAUUCAAGGGAAGAAAAGGGUCGAAUGUCCAUUGUUAGUAGGUGUACGUACAUGCAUCACUAUCCCUGCACACUUACGUCAUAGUUACCCUGUGUGCAGGCCGGUGCACGUAACGGCCCUUACCACGUAAAGCGCUGCAGCAGCGGCAGCGGCGGCGGCGGCAACGGCGGCAGCAGCAGCAGCAGCAGCAGCAGCCCGUCCUCCUUUCUUCGUGUACAUAUCAUUCUUAGUGGAGGGGAUGAGAUUGGUGGCAUUUCAGUGACGUCAGAGUCGAUCGUCAGGCGCAAACUGGGGGUUUGCGCCCACCAUACUACGUGGCCGCCGUUGGUUUGGCCGACGAUGGCGAACACGGCGGGGACAACGGUCGACGGUAUCGACGUCGGCGAGAACGACGGCACGACAGGUGUAACCGGUGGCGGGCCUAGGAAUCCCCUCAUCUGCGGCGUCUGCCACGACUAUUACAACGAGCCCUGUCUGCUGUCCUGCUUUCACACCUUUUGUGCCCGCUGCAUCCGCGGCCCUCAUCUUGAGGGAAAGGUCUCCUGUCCCAUCUGCGGGCAACAGACCCAGCUGAAAGAUGGAGCACAACUACCACCCCCCGAUCAGCUGAUACGUCAACUAGUCGAAUUGGCAAACUCUGAGAAUCCACCAUGUGCCAACUGUGAUAAACGUGACAAGUCUACUAUGUUUUUUUGUACAACAUGUGGCCAAGCACUGUGUACACACUGCAGAGAACACACCCACCGUGCAAAGAUGUUCUCGACGCACGAGGUACUGCAUAUGAGCAAAUGCGCCAAGGAUACCCAACGACGUUGCCCGACUCACGGGGAACAGUAUAUAAUGUAUAGUCAAAGUGCCAAGUGCAUGCUCUGCGCUACUUGUUUUCGUGACACUCCUGCAGAUGCGAGGCUUCACUGCGUCGACAUUGAAAGUGCCUGGCAGCAGGCGUCGAAGAAGAUGGAGAGGGCUGUUAAUUCUAUCUGUGAGCUGCAAGCUGGCGUGCGGGAUGGAGUGUUAGCUUUAAAAUCGCAACUGGACGAGCUACGACAUAGUUUGGAUUCCGAAAAGAGGGCGUUGAAUUCCUUCUGUCAGGGAAUGCAGGAGACCAUAACGAAGACACACGGCAGUGCUUUGACGGAAUUGCAACGACAGUUUGAAACGAAGGAGAGGAUGGUUCGCAGCCAAUUGCUUUCGCUAGGUAGCGCGCUUCCUGUGCUGCAGAUGCAUUUGAUGCUGUGCACCGCGUUCACCAGCGGCGCGACGAAAUAUCAGUUUCUCGAACUAGCCCAUCCGAUGUUGGAACGACUAAGUCGAGUCGCACAAUUAGGAUAUCCAUCAAGGCCGCCUCUAUUGACCGCGCAUUUAAAGUCCAACUAUAAGAACGAAUUCGCUCGCGCGUUGCAACCGUACGUGGGUCAGACGCAAACCCAAAAGGAAUCGUUGUACGAUCAAACUCAAACGAUGGCUCAACAGGAUCCGCCAGUGAUUCAGAGCAGCAAGUCUGCUCAGAGGAUUGCGGGGCCCAAGAGCGGGACCGACGGUGGACCGUUUUCCAGUCACUGCCGAACAUUUGAUACUCAGCUGAAGGAAUUGAAUCAACAGUUGCUCACUGUAAAGGAACGUUUAGGCGAGUUACACCGCGAUGUGGCAUUUCUCAGAAGAGCUAACACACCUCCGUUGGGCACGCGUUACGAACAGGUGGCGAGGGAUUGUCGAGUGCUGGAACAACAAUUAGAACACUAUCAGAUGGAACUAGAACGUCUUAGAAACGUGUUUGACACACUUUGGGACGAACAGUUAUGUAGAAUUCACAUAGAAAAAGAAAUAUUUCAUUCGCAGAUGAACGAUAUCCUAUCGUUGAGAAGUCAGGUAAAACAAUUGCAGAAUCUUGCUCAACAAUUAGAACCGUUCAUAAAAUCAUUCGCAACUGGGGUUAACGCUGGCGAAGUGAGCAUGACAGCCUCCGAUGCAGCCAGUAAUCAGCAUUUGCAGAUGUUACUGGACCACUUGGCACGUUUACAAACGCAGGAGCCACCGCAACCGCAAACUCAAGCUCCGACGAAGGAUCAUCGACAUUCGCGUACUACUACCAGUGCGGAUAACGCGCUUUAUAUGAAAGAAACGAAGGAGGUACCGACACGUUGUCGCACUCCUUCCGGUGUUGGGGCUGUCCUGGAUUCGAGCGGAAACAUCGUUGUGUAUGGGACGGCUAAAUCUUCGGAUCCGAAAAGAGGAGUGCUUAGCCAAUUGAUCGAAAAAGCUAGAAGUAAGGAAGAUCGUAAGAAGUCACCGGGAAGAGAGGAAAGUCGCGAUCGUAGCCAAAGUCGACGACCGAGGAAGUCUCCCGAUAGUACGAAGCCCAAGACACCGCCUGGUCAUUGGUCUGCCAGCAAAGUACGAUCUUUGUAUCGAUCUCUGAAGGGUGGUAGUGGAGAUAAUUCUGCCGAGGGACUCGAUCAACCGGAAAGGUGUACGGAUUCCCAGCAACCACAGUCGCACACGGCUGCGGGUGAGGAAGGAGAGUAUCAACGAAUUUCGGAGGCGUCCAGUACGGGAGAGGUGAAGAAACGCGUCCAGGCUCAGGUACACGCAGUUCCUGACGAGCAAUCGAUUUCUGCAAGCAAGGGAACCAAGGUGUAUCCGGCCAGCGACUCGGAGGACGUGUUCUAUGCGGACGAGAAGACGGAGGUGAGGAGGCGGCGACGUGCGAGCUGCGACAGCCUAAGUACGACCGGCUCGGGAAGCAGGCGAUCGAGUAUCGUCGAUGGGACGGUAGGUCAAUCCGCGCAGGAUCCCAGGAAAACAAUGGUUCUUUUGAUCGGGCCUACACCGAAGUCGUCGUCUCUGGUGCAGAAGCAGCGUUCCUGGGAAACGUUUCCUCGGCCGAAAAGCAAACGCAGCGUAACAGCCAGCGAGGGUGGUGCUUCAUCUCUCAGCCAGCUGAAGAAAACGGACAGUUUUGAAGGGCAUGAGGAAACUGUGAGAACGCUGGUGGCGGCCGUGCAGGAGACGAGGUCGCAUCUGCAUCAUCGUCACGCGCAUCACCAUCGCCAUCAC
Heterotrigona itama is the source of this 4863-nucleotide messenger RNA. The record is from the annotation of a GenBank genome assembly. Lineage: Eukaryota; Metazoa; Arthropoda; Insecta; Hymenoptera; Apidae.